This is a messenger RNA of Pungitius pungitius (ninespine stickleback), 2933 nucleotides long. RefSeq names its product NHERF family PDZ scaffold protein 4b (gene nherf4b). Gene Ontology annotation, cellular component: apical plasma membrane. The coding region runs from base 2 to 1591 and encodes 529 amino acids. Gene Ontology annotation, molecular function: signaling receptor binding; protein-membrane adaptor activity. The transcript is spliced from 11 exons. Lineage: Eukaryota; Metazoa; Chordata; Actinopteri; Perciformes; Gasterosteidae. Gene Ontology annotation, biological process: protein localization to plasma membrane. The record is from RefSeq and is a predicted model, not a curated record.
AAUGUUUGGUCAUACAGCACUCCUUCUGUUCCAUCCCUGUGUGUGGGACACUGCUGAACAGAUGGGAAAGACACACAAGAUGAGAUCAAGUGCAGGUUUGAUGGAACUCACAGAUAAAUUUACAUUUAAUCCUAAAGAGGGAAUAGACAACCCAGUGAUGGUCACCACAGAAGACACAGUGUGGACACUCAGCCCGCGCCUGUGUGUUCUUAAACAAGAGGAGGGCGGGUCCUAUGGCUUCAAUCUGCGCGUGGAGAGCGGACUCCAGGGUCACAUAAUCAGAAAUGUAGUGUCAGGAGGGGUGGCAGGUCGCAGUGGCCUUCGAGAUGGAGACAGACUUCUGGAAGUCAACAACUGCUAUGUUGACCAUGUCUCUCACCCAGAGGUGGCUAGGAAAAUAACGGUAAGUGGACAGCAGUUAUGUUUAUUAGUGUUGGAUGGGGAGCAGUAUGAGCAGGCUUUGUCCAGAGGUCACGACCUCCGUAGUCUGAGCAUAGCUCACAAGGGCGAGGGAUGCAAACCCCCCAGACUCUGCCACAUCACCAGGGAUCCCGCCUCAGGCCUCGGCAUCACCUUCACACCAGUGAAAGGAGAGAAAGGCCGAUUCUCUGUGAAUCUGUUCCCGCGAGGUGCAGCUGAACAGGCAGGGGUGUGUAAGGGAGAUCAACUGGUGUGGAUGAACGGCGCAUCGGUGGCCGACCUCACACACUCUACACUCAGCAGGAUGAUGAGAAAAUGUGGCGAGCACAUCACCAUCUUAGUGAUCGACAGCGAGAGUCAGAAGAACUACAUGCGACAGAGGAUGCCCAUCCUGCCCAGCAUGGCCGUUUCACAUAACCUGCCUAACAGGCCCAGAAAACUGCACUUGGUCAGCGGGGGUGAUGGGUACGGCUUUGUCCUUCGACUGGAGAAGAAGCGAACAGGACCCACACUUCACGUGCUACGUCAGAUUGAAAGUGGGAGCGCAGCAGAGAGGGCCGGGAUGCAGGAUGGAGAGGUGCUGCUCGAGGUCAAUGGGGAGCCAGUGGAGACACUUACACAUGGGGAGAUUGUGGACAGAGUGAGGCUGAGCAGACACCAGGUCUCCCUCACGACCAUCACUUUCAAGGGGAUGGACUUCUACACCCAGUUGGGCCUGUCACCUCUUCUCUUUAGUGAGGAUGGUGUUGUGAGGGAAAAGGAGAGCAGCGUAUCAGCUGCUGCAGCAGAGCAGCCAGCACAAAAGGAAGUGGAUGGCUCCUGCAAGCCCAGGCACUGCACCCUGCAAAAAGGCCCAUCAGGGUUUGGCUUUCACCUGGGUUGCUUUCCACAAGGUCCUGGGACUUUUGUCAGCCAGGUGGCUUUUGGAGGCUCUGGGCAGAGUGCAGGAUUACUUGAGGGGGAUGUCGUGAUGCAAGUGAAUGGACAAAAUGUGGAGGAGAAGUAUCUGGAGGAUGUGAUUAAGCUUGUGGAGGAAGGAGGAAAGCUUCUUUUCUUACUAGUCAGGGAGGUGAUGGGAGACAACAAGUGCAAGCAGACUGAAACGCAUGUCGGCGACACUGAGUUUGUUUCUCAGCAGGAAGAAGACAACUAUGAAAUAUCAAAUUUGUGAGUGUCAGACAUUCAGAAGAAGACAUCGCCAACUGAACAAACAAACUUGCCUGUUAUAAUUAUUAAAUACGUCAAUAUUGCCUUAAUCAGUUCUAUCAGAAUCACAAAUUAAAUAAGAUACAUUAAACUGCAAUAGUGUAAGUUGAAACAAAUCAUGUAUUUUGGUACGAUUAUCCAUCAAGUGAUUUGAAACAUUGGGCAACAACUGCAACGUUUGAUCUCCGUCAAAUGAAAUCCAGGCUACAUAUAAUGCUCCACGUAAUAAAGGACCACCAUUUUUUUGAUGCAGCUACUGUAAUUUAUUUUUUACAGUAUACAUUUUUACAGUAUGUGAUAGUAGGAUGACUUGAUUUUGCAUUCAUUUUACGGUAUAUGCCAGAAGGCUACCGUUUAUUUCCAAAGCUGCUAUGAUUUUUACGUUUUACUCCCCACAAAUAAAAACCAGACAACUUAAUCAUUUCAGUUUAAUACGGUAAAGUAAAAUAAGACAUUUGCAUUACAUAACAAAACUCACAAUCUACUUUACUCUUUUAGAUGAAAUACGAUACAAUAACAGAAUCAUUGACUACGGUUAGGGACUCAAGCAGUAGAGCACACAGAGUAGCAGAAAUUAAAAUACAUGUGAUAAUGUUAAGUGAUAGAAUUAGAGUUUGUGUGUUAGAUAUUAGUUAUUACAUUAGUGUGUUAGAUCAAAUAAUUGCAAUAUGAAUGAAACACAAUUUAUAAUCAUUCAAGUCAUUUUAAUUACUGUACACAUAAACAUUCUGCCCAAAUUUAACGUUAAAACCUGGAGGAAGUACUUUAAUCCUUCCUUGAUGAAUUUCUCCCAAUUUUCUCCCUGAAGAGGGUUUUUUUUUUUUUUCUCCUGUCAGGUAGUGAGUGAGCAAAGGAUAUAUGACAGCCCUGCGAGGCAAUUAUUUUGUUUUUGGACCUGUGUUAUUAUUAAAGUGUACUAGCUAUUAGCUGAUGAUAUUAUGCAUGCUAUAUUAUGUUUACAUGAUGAAGCUUUAAGCCUAAGGGGUGAUCAUUCAUUGUACUGAAGUGAAUCGGGAUUGGUCGGGUCAAUGAGGGAUUUCAGAUGCGGCCAUCAGAUAAAACCAGGCGGGAGUCAUGUGAGCCAAUUACAUACGACAACAUCACAAGGGACACCCACGUGAGAUCAGAAGAGCUGAGCUGGAGAAGAGGCAGGCAGAAGCCUCUUGUGAACCAAUAUUGAUGGUCAUAUGAGACUGGAGAGGGGGACUUCUUUAUUUUGCAAAAUAUUAUACUAUUCAUGCUUUAUUUCACUUUAACUGUAUUGCUUAAUACUUGUUAGUUAUUAAAUUCUUCAUUUUUAAGCUCGA